This is a messenger RNA of Trichomonas vaginalis G3, 804 nucleotides long. Its product is annotated as glycine-rich protein family. NCBI's taxonomy places the organism in Eukaryota, Parabasalia, Trichomonadida, Trichomonadidae. The transcript has a single exon. The record is from RefSeq and is a predicted model, not a curated record. Bases 1 to 804 code for a protein of 267 amino acids.
AUGAAUGGAGGAUAUGUAUCAGGAAUUAUUAAUUUUAAUCAAUCACAAGAUUUGUACAUCUAUAUUGGAGAAGCAGGAAAGCAAGGCUAUGAAUCAUUUAAUGCAAAUAUUAGACAAAAUCUCGAAUCACAAACGGCCGGUGGAGCGACCGAUAUUCGCCUCACAAAAUCAGAAAAUUGGUAUGAUUUUGCUUCAUUGAAAAGUAGGAUUAUGGUCGCCGCCGGUGCAGGAAGCGGAGAAAGAUUUUGUGGCGGUGAUGGAGGAGGUCUUGUAGGCCUUUCAUCAAAGAAUACCUAUUAUUCAACCACAACAACAGGAGGCACUCAAACAUCAGGUGGAUCAUAUGGAUGUCAAACUAAUAGUCCUUAUCACUGUGGUACUUCUGGAAAGUUUGGAAUAGGUGGAACCGGAGCUAUACCUGAUGAUUGGGGUCCUAACGGUGGUGGUGGAUAUUAUGGAGGAGGGGGAAUUGCUUUUGCUGGUGUUGGGAGCGGAGGCUCAAGUUUUGUGAGUGGAUAUGAAGGAUGUAAUGCUAUCGCAGAAAAUUCUACCGAAGGAAAAAUUUUCCAUAGAGGAAAACCAAUUCAUUAUUCUGGAUUAUACUUCAAUGAUAUUCUAAUGUUAAAUGGACAGCAAGUAGUUUCAUUAAAGGUAUCAAAGGGAAGUAAAGGUGAGCAGUCAUCCCAUGGAUAUGCGAUCAUCACUCCGUUGGAUUGUUUUGUCUGUUCAUGUAUUUUAAAACAUGGUUUUAAUGUACAAUUAUGUUUUUUAUUUAUAAGUUUUACUCUUUUAUCUAAUGAAUAA